AUGAGCGACGACGCCACCACCACUGCGGCUGAUGCCAGCGCCUUUGUGCUGGAGGGCGACGGCAGCGACUUGGAUGCCGUGACAAAGUGGAUCACCGGUGUUCGGCGCCAUCUGCACCAGUAUCCGGAACUCUCGCUGCAUGAGGAGAAAACGAGCAGCUUUGUGUUCUCCUUGCUGGAGCAGCUUGGGCUCAAGCCUCGGCGCAUGGCACAGUACGGCGUGGUGGCUGACAUUCCCGGGCAAGUAGACAAGCCAUUUGUGGCGCUGCGGGCCGACCUGGACGCGCUUCCAGUCACGGAGGAAACAGGCUUGCCCUUUGCGUCCAAGAUUCCCGGUGUCAUGCACGCGUGCGGUCACGACGGCCACACCAGCAUGCUCCUCGGCGCUGCCGCCAUUCUGCUGAGCCAGGUCAAGGCCGGCAACAAGCCCAAGCUCCCUGUUCGCCUUGUCUUCCAACCCGCCGAAGAAAACGUGGCUGGCGCCAAGGCUAUGGUUGCAGCGGGGGUGCUGGAGGAUGUUGCAGCCAUCUUUGGCGGGCACAUUGACCGGUCAUAUCCCGUGGGCACCAUUAUUGUGCACGACGGCUGCGUCAACGCCAGUGCAGACCUCAUCGACAUCACCUUCACGGGCAAGUCGUGCCACGCCGCCCGCCCGCACGAGGGCGUCGACACGAUUGUCAUGGCCAGCUCCUUUGUGAUGAAGCUGCAGCACAUUGUGGCGCGCGCCGUGGACCCCUCAGAGCCGGCGGUCGUCACCAUUGGCAAGAUGACUGCGGGCACGGCCUUCAACAUUGUGGCCGGCAGCGCGCACCUCCUGGGCACCAUCCGCGCCACACGCGUGGAGACGCGGGAUGCCAUUCGCGAGCGCGUUCGCCGCCUUGCUGAGUCUGUUGCCCACGGAUACGGCGGCACAGUCGACGUCGCCUUCCGUGACAGCGUCCCGCCCGUCAUCAACACGUCCAGCCUGUACCCGCUGGCGCAGGACGCGGCACGCGCUGCGACUGCGGGGUGUGGGGAGGACGCCUCGGUUCGCCCGCUGCCCAAGGCCAACCUUGGCGGCGAGGACUUUGCAGAGUACCUGCAGCACGUGCCCGGGUUCUUUGUGCGCUAUGGCGCGGGCUUCCCCGGCGAGCCAAACUACUCCGCCCACACCGCCAAGUGGGACUUUAACGAAGACUGCAUGAUCAUCGGCAGCCAGUACCUGGCACAGACUGCAGUGCUGGCAGGUGCCAAGCUUGCCAACCAGUGA
Molecule: messenger RNA, 1248 nt
Organism: Salpingoeca rosetta
Lineage: Eukaryota; Choanoflagellata; Craspedida; Salpingoecidae
Product: amidohydrolase
Exons: 2
Coding region: 1-1248 (415 amino acids)
Molecular function (GO): hydrolase activity
Source: RefSeq, a predicted model, not a curated record